Cuscuta campestris is the source of this 836-nucleotide messenger RNA. The record is from the annotation of a GenBank genome assembly. NCBI's taxonomy places the organism in Eukaryota, Viridiplantae, Streptophyta, Magnoliopsida, Solanales, Convolvulaceae.
GACCCAAACCGAAAAGAUCCAAACCGGAACCGAACUGAUUGACCCAAUUGCCAGGUCUAUUUGUAACUCACAAUUUAUGUUUUUUGAAGCCUGAAAAGAAGAAUCCUGGACUAACGCCACUUGAUUGGGUUAAGUUUCUGAUUUCAGCUGCCAUUGGACUGGUAACUGUAGCCUCUCAGCUUGCCAAGUCCAAAGCUGAUAUAAAAGUCUUGGCAACUGUCUGCUCUGCGGUAGCUGGUUAUGUUGCUAAAACAUAUUUCACGUAUAAUAAGAAUUUGAGGGAUUAUCAGAAUUUAAUCACAAGAUCGAUGUAUGACAAACAACUAGAUAGUGGGAGAGGCACUUUGCUUCACCUAUGUGAUGAUGUGAUCCAACAGGAAGUUAAAGAAGUUAUUGUGUCUUUCUUUGUGCUGACGGAACAUGGAAAAUUCAACAGGCAGGGUCUUGACCAGAGAUGUGAGGAACUUAUCAAAGAGAAAUUCAACGAGAAUUGCAAUUUUGAUGUUGAUGAUGCAAUUCAGAAGUUAGAGAAGCUGGGCAUUGUUUAUAAGAAACAGGAUGGGCUGUACUCAUCGGUUGAUGUUAAAGAGGCAACUGAGAUGUUAGGCACUACCACAGAGGAAGUUGUGACCAAUGCUGUACAUCAGGGUCUUCAUUCAUGAUCCCUUUUAUUUUUUCGGUGUCGGGUUGAAAGGUAUGAGUAUCAGUUACAACCGAUUGGAUAAAAAGUGCAUUGUAAAUCAUGAACUGUUUAUUUCAUCCUCAAAGUGGCUGCUUAACAUUAGAGACUAGAGCCGAAAGCACUCAAUAUGACAUGAUAAAUUUGCUUAUUCGAU